UUUCAUUUCUUUUAAACUAAGGUUACGGAAACGAAAGUGAAAGAGUUUAAAACAAAACAGCGACGCCAUUCUUGAACCUGAAUGUGUAACCGGCCGCGUAUUGUAUGUGUCACCAAGUGUAAGAAACUGAGAUCAAACUCUCCAGAACCUAGUGUACAUCUGUGAGGAGUAGAUCCUUGGAGCAAACGCCUACAUUAAGUGAUGCAAAAAUGACUUCUGACCUGAGGAACACCAGAAGGAAGCGGCAGAGAUCAGAAUCUCCAGAACCCAGCGGGGUGUCUCUGAAGAGUAGCAGGUCCAUGGAGCAACCCCUUAAACUCAGUGAUUCAACUGUGACCUCUCACCCUCUUUUUAGCAGUAAAGAGAUACAUGAGCUGAGCAAAUUUGUGCCAUCCACUUCAUCCCAAUAUCAGACCCACAUCAGGCACGACAAAGCUGAAUUUAUCUGUCAAAAACACAAUCUGGAGUCUGGAGAUCUGCAGAGAGUCAAAGACCGGCACAAAACCAGCAUGAAGAACAAGUAUGAGAGAUUAUUUGAGGGAAUGAAACUCCAAGAGAAUGAAACCCUCCUGAACAGGAUCUACACACAGCUCUACAUCAUAGAGGGAGAGAGUGAAGGAGUGAAUGAAGAACAUGAGGUUUUACAGAUGGAGAAAACAGCCAGAACACAACACUCACAAGACACUCCAAUCGACUGCAAUGACAUCUUUAAAGCAUCACCUGAACCACGAUGUGAGGAGAAAGACCAGAUCAAGACUGUUCUUACUAAAGGCAUCGCUGGAAUCGGAAAAACCGUCUCUGUGCAGAAGUUCAUUCUGGACUGGGCCGAGGGAAAAGCCAAUCAGGAUGUAGAUUUCAUGUUUGUUCUUCCAUUUCGAGAGCUGAACUUGAUCCGAGAUCAUCAGUACAGUCUUCACAGACUUCUGCUGGACUUUCAUCCUGAACUUCAAGAUCUGGACUCAAAGAUUUAUGAGGAGUGUAAAGUUGUGUUCAUCUUUGAUGGUCUGGAUGAAAGCGGAAUCACACUGAUGUUUUCAGAUGAUCAGAAAGUUUGUGAUGUGACUGAGACUUCAUCAGUGGGUGUGUUGAUGUCAAACCUCAUGAAAGAAGAACUGCUUCCCUCUGCUCUCAUCUGGAUCACCUCCAGACCAGCAGCAGCCAAUCAGAUCCCCUGCAAAUACAUCAACCGUCUGACAGAAAUUCAGGGAUUCACUGAGCCUCAGAAGGAGGAAUAUUUCAGGAAGAGAAUCAGUGAUCAGCAUCAAGCCAGCAGAAUCAUCUCACACAUCAGAAGAGCAAGAAGCCUCCACAUCAUGUGCCACAUCCCCGUCUUCUGCUGGAUAUCAUCCACUGUGCUUCAGAAGCUCCUGGAAGAAGAUCUGAGUGCAGAAAUCCCUCAAACUCUGACUGAAAUGUACAUCCACUUCCUGCUGAUUCAGAUCAACCUGAGGAACCAGAAGUAUGAAGAGAGCGAUCCAGAGAAACUCCUGCAGUCCAUCAGAGAAGUGAUUGUGAAACUUGCUGAAGUGGCUUUCAAACAGCUGAUGAAGGGCAAUGUGAUGUUCUAUGAGGAGGACCUGAUUGAGAGCGGCAUAGACGUCACUGAUGCCUCAGUGUAUUCUGGGAUUUGCACUGAGAUCUUUAAGGAGGAAUCUGUGAUUCAUCAGAAGAAAGUCUACAGCUUCAUUCAUCUGAGUGUUCAAGAGUUUCUUUCUGCUUUCCAUGUGUUUUAUUUUCACAUAAGCCACACUACAGAAGAAUGUUUUGAUUCACUGGAAAGUCUCCACAAAAGAGUUGCUGAUAAGACCGUAAUGAACAAAAAUGGACACCUGGAUCUGUUCCUGCGGUUUCUGCUGGGCAUCUCACUGGAGUCCAAUCAGAGACUCUUACAUGAUCUACUGACACACACAGUCAACAGCUCAGAGAGCAUCAGGAGAACCACACAGUACAUUAAAGAGAAGAUCAAAGAUGGACAUGGACUCUCCAUUGAAAGAUCCAUCAAUCUGUUCCUCUGUCUGCUGGAAGUGAAAGAUCAGACUCUGUCCAGAGAGAUUCAGGAGUUUGUGAAAUCAGACAAACACUCAGAGAAGAAACUCUCUCCUGCUCAGUGCUCAACAAUCGCCUACAUGCUUCAGAUGUCAGAGGAGGUGCUGGAUGAGCUGGACCUCAAGAAAUACAACACAUCAGAUGAGGGCAGAAGAAGACUCAUACCAGCUGUGAUCAACUGCAGAAAAGCCCUUUUUGCUGGCUGUAGUCUUGCUGCUCAGGACUGUGAAAUUGUGUCAUCAGCUCUACAAUCCUCAAACUGUUUCCUGAGAGAGCUGGAUCUGAGUAACAAUGACCUGCAGGAUUCAGGAGUGAAGCUGCUCGGUGAUGGACUGAAGAGUCCAAAAUGUCAGCUGCAGAACCUGAGGUUGUCAGGCUGUAUGGUGACAGAGGAAGGCUGUGGUUAUUUGUCUUCAGCUCUGAGUUCAAACCCCUCACACCUGAGAGAGCUGGAUCUGAGCUACAAUCACCCAGGACCAUCAGGAGUCCAGCUGCUCAAACACAGACUGGAGGAUCCAAACUGCUCACUGCAGAUACUCAAUUUGGAUCAUGGAGAACAUUUCAGGAUCAAACCAGGACUGCGGAAAUAUGCAUGUGAUCUCACACUGGAUCCAAACACAGCACACACUCGUCUCUCUCUGUCUGCAGGGAACAAAAAAACAAAGUGUGAGAGAGAGAAUCAGCCGUAUCCUGAUCAUCCAGAGAGAUUUGAGAACUGUGAGCAGGUUCUGUGUAGACAGAGUCUGACUGGACGCUGUUACUGGGAGGUUGAAUGGAGCGCCGAGUGGGUCACAAAAGGGUUAAUUUCUGGAGGCUCCAUUUGUUCACAAUACCACCAUCAGUUGCUGAGUUCAUGGGUGGAAUAA
Onychostoma macrolepis is the source of this 2912-nucleotide messenger RNA. RefSeq names its product protein NLRC3-like. The transcript has 10 exons. Lineage: Eukaryota; Metazoa; Chordata; Actinopteri; Cypriniformes; Cyprinidae. The record is from RefSeq and is a predicted model, not a curated record. Gene Ontology annotation, molecular function: protein binding. Bases 210 to 2912 code for a protein of 900 amino acids.